Messenger RNA from Synchiropus splendidus (mandarinfish), 2320 nucleotides. It is a transcript of the gene lin9, whose product is annotated as lin-9 DREAM MuvB core complex component. Gene Ontology annotation, cellular component: nucleoplasm; transcription repressor complex. Gene Ontology annotation, molecular function: DNA binding. Lineage: Eukaryota; Metazoa; Chordata; Actinopteri; Syngnathiformes; Callionymidae. Bases 53 to 1702 code for a protein of 549 amino acids. The record is from RefSeq and is a predicted model, not a curated record. The transcript has 15 exons. Gene Ontology annotation, biological process: regulation of cell cycle; DNA-templated transcription; regulation of transcription by RNA polymerase II.
ACCCAGAAUGCAUUUUGACAACGUCUUUGAAAAGCGGCGCGGCUAAUUCAAGAUGGCGGAGAUGGACCAGCUGUUAGACGAGAGCUCAUCGGCGGAGGCUCUGGUCAGUCUGAAAGAAGGUAGUUUGUCAAACAGUCUGAAUGAAAAGAACAACUUCCCCAGAGCUCACAACACCCGGGGUCGACAGUCCUCCCUCACAAUGGACACACCCACGAGGAGCUCAAAAAGGAGUCGAUCCCUGCGUGAGGAAGAUGAACUACCACAACAGCGUCUCUCUUCAAGAUCACCCCGGAGGAGCCAGAGGGUCAACACCACACCACAGAAAUUUACUAGCGUUGUGACACCAGAUAAGAAGGCAUCACAAAAAAUUGGACUGAGAUUAAGAAAUCUCCUUAAACUCCCGAAAGCCCAUAAAUGGUGCAUCUAUGAAUGGUUCUAUUCCAAUAUUGACAAGCCUCUCUUUGAGGGCGACAAUGAGUUCUGUCUGUGUCUGAAAGAGUCUUUCCCCAACCUAAAAACCAGAAAGUUGACAAGAGUUGAGUGGGGGACGAUCAGGAGACUCAUGGGGAAGCCCAGACGGUGUUCGUCAGCUUUCUUCGCAGAGGAGCGAACAGCUCUGAGACAGAAGAGACAGAAAAUGCGCCUGCUGCAGCAAAGGAAGCUCUCGGACAUGUCGACCUGCAAGGAUCUGCCCGAUGAAAUCCCUCUUCCACUUAUCAUUGGGACCAAAGUCACAGCUCGACUGCGUGGUGUCCAUGAUGGCUUGUUCACUGGGCAGAUUGAUGCUGUUGACACCAGUGCUGCGACCUAUCGAGUCACCUUUGACCGUAAUGGGCUGGGAACACACACCGUGCCUGACUACGAGGUCCUGAGCAACGAACCCAACGAGACGAUGCCCAUUUCAGCCUUUGCGCAGAAGCACCGGACAAUCACAGCACGAUAUGUUCAGAAUCUUAUGACUCCACCCAGGGGGCCGUACCCGACAGCCACCACUCCGGUUAUCAUGGAUAAUGACCAUCUGCUCAACCAGUCGCCCUGGAGCAGCAAGCUGCCUGGCAGUGAUGGAGAAACUCUGGGAGGAUUUCCUGUCAAGUUCCUGGUCCAAGUGACUAGAUUGUCCAAGAUCCUCAUGAUCAAGAAGGAGCACAUCAAGCACUUACGGGAAAUGAACACAGAGGCAGAGAAGCUGAAGUCGUACGCCAUCCCAAUAGAUCGGGACUUGCAGAAGCGCUACGCCACCACGGUGCUCGACCUCGAGCAGCUCAACAAAGACCUCACUAAAGUCCUUCAUGAGGUCCAGCAGUUCUGCUGUGAGCUGGCUCCAGAUCAGGGCAUGGCUCCAUGUGACCAUCCAACAGAGCUGCGGCGGCACUGUGAAGAGGAGGCUCAGCAGAUGGUGCAGAUGACCAACUGCUUGAAGAACGGAGAACCAAGUGUGAAGAACCCUGAACUCACUCAACUCAUCUCCCGCCUCACCGCUCUGCUGUUCCAGAUCAAGUGUUUGGCAGACGGAGGAGACCUGAAUUCAUUUGAGUUCAAAUCGCUGACAGACUCACUCAAUGACAUCAAAGCAUCAAUCGACCCUUCCAAUCUCAGCUGCUUCCAGAACAAUGUGGAGAUCCACGUGGGUCACAUCCAGAGUGGGCUCAGCCAGCUGGGGAACCUGCACGCCUUCGCUGCCAACAACACCAAUGCAGUCUAAGUACCUGCAUCCUCACAUACACACACAAGUAGACAAACAUGCAGCACUGUUUAUCAAUAUCCAACUGGUGCUUUGUUGUGAACUGUUAAAAAAGAUUUGAGGCUGGGGUCCCACCAGGGUCCCAAGUUAUCGGCUGAUUGUUCCGUUCGUGCACCCAGUUUGUUCCACGUGCCAAACAUCGACCUGCAGCUUUUAUAGAACGUAUUUAUUUAUUUUUUCGAGUAGUUGUUUAUGGUUGUGUGACAGUGUUUUGCUUUUUCUGUCCAAGGUCGUGUUGUUCCACUGAAGGUUCCGCCGAGUGUUUUAUAAAAGUCUUUAUUGUUGAUAAUUGUACAAUAUCUCCGAUUGUGGCGGCAUUUCUUCGUGUGUCCAGAAGUGUCUUUUGUAAUUUUGUGUGCACUGAAAAAGAGAUUUUGGUAUUUUUAUAACUCUGGUUGUUUUAAAUCAUCCCGGUCAGAACCAGAACAUUUGGCAUCGCUGCGUCCCCCUCAUGAGUCAUACACACAAGUGUUUCCCUCAAGAAUGUGCUUUUCCAGUUUUGUAAAGUUGUACAUGGAUGCGCCGCCAGGUCGCUGUAUAUAUGUGUUUGACUUUUUAUAUUAAACAUAAUAUUGAAAA